This is a messenger RNA of Polypterus senegalus (gray bichir), 1828 nucleotides long. RefSeq names its product enolase-phosphatase 1 (gene enoph1). Gene Ontology annotation, molecular function: acireductone synthase activity; magnesium ion binding. Lineage: Eukaryota; Metazoa; Chordata; Cladistia; Polypteriformes; Polypteridae. The transcript is spliced from 6 exons. The coding region runs from base 207 to 980 and encodes 257 amino acids. The record is from RefSeq and is a predicted model, not a curated record.
UUUAAAGGGAAAGCUCCCUGCUUUGUCUCGGCGGUGUGUUUCUCCAACAGAUAUCUGUCGACAUGUUAGCAGUUUUCGGCUCUUGUGCCUCUUAAAGGGACGGUGGAGAAGCACACGUGAAGUCAAGCAGAAGGAAGAAGGCUCUAACGUCGUGAAAACUGUCAUUAGACGGGUUUUAAACUACAUUGCAAUUGAGCUGGAGGACAAUGGCUAAGCCUGACGUGAAUGUAUUUUUAUUAGAUAUUGAAGGCACAACGACCCCGAUUUCCUUCGUGAAGGACAUUUUAUUUCCAUACGUGAAAGAUAAUGUUCAAGAUUACCUUAUCGCACAUUGGGAAGAAGACGAGUGCAAGCAAGACGUGUACUUACUGAAAAAGCAGGCAGAAGAAGAUUCUAGACAACAUCGUGCAGGACCAGUUCAUUGUCUGGAUGAGAGUGUGCACACCGAUGAGGAGAAAGCAAUCCAAGAAGUGGUGGACAAUGUUUUGUGGCAGAUGGCAGAGGAUAGAAAGACUACAGCUUUGAAACAGCUGCAGGGUCACAUGUGGAGAGCUGCAUAUGCUGCUGGAAAAAUCAAAGGCGAAGUGUAUGAAGAUGUAGCUCCUGCAAUCCAAACGUGGAGACAGUUGGGAAUGAAAGUGUAUAUAUACUCAUCAGGCAGUGUAGAGGCACAGAAACUUCUCUUUGCUAACUCAACUGAAGGCAAUCUUCUAGAUCUGUUUGAUGGCUAUUUUGACACCAACAUUGGCGCUAAAGUUGAAAGUAAGAGUUACAAGAGAAUUGCUGAAAGCAUUGGAUGUUUACCCAGCAACAUCUUGUUUUUGACAGAUUUAACACGAGAGGCAAGAGCUGCUGAAGAAGCAGGAGUAAAUGUUACUGUUGUGGUGCGGCCUGGAAACUCUGAGCUUACAGAAGAGGAGAAAUCUCAUUUUCAGUUGAUCACAUCCUUUAAUGAUUUACCACUGCCAAACUCUGCUUAAAAAAUCUUCUUGUGGAGGGAAAAAAAAAAUGAAAGGACUGCUGGUCUGCUUGGAGGAUAAGGAAGCGGGCUUUUUAAUAGCCAAACAUCAAGAUCAAAGCAGUUUGAUGAAAAAGCUGUUGGUGCUGCUUAAUUUUUUCAUAGUUUGAUAAAAUAUUAUUUAAGUUUUUAAUUUAUCAUCCUUAUUUCUCACAUGAAACAGCCUUAUAACAUAGUGAAAUGCACUUUUAGCCAAACACUUUUAUAUGUUUUUUUUUUUUAUUUCUACAUAAAUAUUUCUUAAUUGGCAUUGAGUAAAUUGCAUCUUGAAUUCUCAGAUUUAGUACCUGACCAAAAUAUAGAUAUUUUUCAUAUUAUUGUGAGUAUGUUGUGUAGAAUAUGUUGUUAAAACUGUAAAGGACUAUGCUAGUUUACAAAGACAUCAUAAAAAUGGUGCCAAAAACAGACAAUUCUAUCAAAAGUUGUGUCUAUUAUUAGUAAACUUACCUUUAUUGCACACACAAGAGAUGUAACAUAUAAAAGUAAAGCAAGACUUUGAAUUAGUCACAAAGCAGCCAACACUUACGUCAUGUUCAUUGUACAUUUGAGGACAACUAGAAGCUCUUGGUUCCUGUCUUAAUUAAGAUUAUAAAAGAGCAUGUUUAAUUGAAUUUGUUUACAUAAUUCUAAAACUUCAUGAUAAAGAUUGCCAGCAAAUGCAUGAAUUUAAGACAUUUUUCUGUACAUCAUCUCAUGGUUACAUUUCUUUGAAGAACUUCCCCACUUACCACAGUUUUCUGUAAUGACGUCCAGAUAUGAAAUGCUGGCAUCGUAUCUGAGGCCACUGCCUUUAAUAAAUUGUGAACAGGA